AGCGCAUUCAGUAUUACACUAAGAAACAUCGAGAUUCACUAUUUGUGGGACAAGAAUUUGACAAAAACAUAUCAAUAUCAAGUGAAAAACGCCAAUAUUCAAAUUGACGAAGUGAAAAUUUCCUGCAACUUAACUAACAGACGUAAAAUACGUUAGUUCCAGUAUGGAGAUACCCUUUUCUAAUGUGUUGUUGCUCUGUUUAAUAUUCCUGCUAAUCGGCGGAGUAAUUAUGAUAUUGCUUCAGUAUUUGCUUUUUAUAAAAUUUUCAAAUUUACCGGAUGAGAGCGAGGAACAAAAACAGAUUAAUGCCAGAUACACCUUACCCCUGAACAUCAAACAAACCGCCCGUAAUUUGAAUACGGCACAAAACGAAGGUGGAAACUUCGAGAUGCAUCAAAAAAGCGAUCAGGGCUCGUCGACGUUAAUAUCAUUGAAUUUUGUUAUGCAGUUCUUGUUUCAUGAGUUUAAGAACUCGAAUCGCGUGCGAAAAUGGUUUUAUCGAAAGCUUUCCAUUGAACUGGAUGAACUGAUUACAAAAACCACAACAGGCAAAUUGCUGGACAAGCUAACGAUUAGAGAACUUGAGCUGGGAGACCAGUUUCCAAACAUCAGAUCGCUUUCGGUGCAUAACGUUCAUCUUGACGACGCAGAGCAGCGCAUUGAGAACUUAGACUUGUUACUGGAUAUUAACUAUAUCGGAAACUUCUCUACAUCGAUUGAUGCGGACAUGGUACUAGGCAAAAAGGGUUCCAUAAUGCUAAAAGUAACACAACUGUCUGGCAUGGCACGGCUUCAGUUUACUCGGAAGCCAUAUACUCACUGGUCCCUCAGCUUCUUAGGUGACCCGGAACUUAACUUAGUUAUCGAGUCAAAGUACCAAGGGCGCCAAAUGCAAUCUAACAUUACGAAUCUUAUAUCAAAUCAAAUACGCAAAGCAGUGCGCCGCAAACAUACCCUACCCAACUAUAAGCUGCGUUACAAACCCUUCUUCCAUUGGGCGGCGGAUGAAGAGACAAGUGACUGUGACAUACAGCCGAAUGGCGAUCUUACCGUACGUGUGGCAGAGUUGUCACGGCUGAUGGGCUGGCCGGGAACCAGCAGCAUAUACUGUACUAUAACGCUGGCGCCAGUGCCUUUCAUUGAAGCGCAUCAGAAAGAUAACCGACACGUGUUAAUCUCCAUGGAUGUGGUUAUACACAAGGCAAAGAAUCAACAGAUAGGUAUUGUGUUUAAACAAAGGAGCAGUCAGGUGGUGAAGAUCGAGUCUAUUCUGCCGAACACGCCAGCCUGCAAGGCUAAUCUGUUGUCUGGUGAUGCGCUUGUUUCUAUUGAGGGCAAACAGGUAACAACUAUUCAACAAAUUGCGAAGGUUGUGAAGAACCUACAGUCCACAGUCUGCUACCUGCGCAUCGAGCGUAUCAUUCCCGGAAUCAUACGUAACUAUGCUAUUUUGGAGGAUCUAGAGAAAUAUGACGAUUUGUGCGACAUUCCUGUAGCUUUUAAACACGACUCUGACGAGACCGAGAUGAUUCCCAAGCAUUUAGUAGUGAAGGCUGGUCAUAGUCGCAACACUGAGUCUAGUCUGAGUUCUACUCUAACGAACUCCCCAAAAAAAUCAAACAUAAUUGCAAAAGCCAUCAAGAAAACCAUCAGCCGUGAAAGCGGUGACAGUCAAAAGGACAAAGAUAAAACCAAAUUGGACGAGACUCCUUCAAAAAUGCCCUGCCCGAAUGAUGAUAAGGUACCUAGUGUGAGCGACAAGCCACUCGAUGAAGUCAACUAUUUCUAUCAACAUUCGACCAUCGAUUGCACCUUUAGCCCUCUUAUACGCAUGGAUGAUAUGUGCAAUUUUCAGCUGGAUGCUAAGAGUCGCUUUCUAAACGUAUGUGUGUUUGGGAAGUGCGCAGGUGAGAGCAUACUGUUGGGGUAUUACAACUUACAUGUCGGUCAGAUAUUAGUCGAAUGCAGCGAGACUAGCCUGAAUCAAUCCCUAAAGCAGAUAGCUUUAAAUCCGCCAACGCUUUUGCCAGUAAAAGCACAUCCGUUGUCCACUCAAUCUGGGUUCAAUCCCAACCUGUGUUUCGGAGAUAUUUUGUUUGGAUUUUUAUGGAAUGGAAAUCCAAAUGCUACUGCGAGUGAGAGCACAGUCAAGAGUACUACCAAGUCCCAGUCUCCAGCCAGCCAAUCAGCUGCAAAUGAUAAAGUGCAGGAUGAAAACAGCGGGGAGACGGUGUCAUUGAAAUCUUCAAACAUUUGUGGCGAUUAUUCAGUUCCUGGUGUGGCUAGUACAAUGGCUGCAUCGAAGGCCCAUAACUUUAUACGUACUCAUUUUCACCGUGCUACGCAGUGUGAUUUUUGUGGCAAGAAAAUCUGGCUAAAGGAUGCAAUGCAGUGUAAGGACUGUACCAUGUGCUGCCACAAAAAGUGUAUUGCCAAAUGUCAGAGCGCCACCGUUUGUGGUCCAGUCGACUUCUCUGGGUCGAUACCAAACACUCUCUUCGCCCCUCCAGUAACAUUCAAUAAGCCAGAGUUUACAGUCACACAGGCCGAAUAUAUUGAUAUUUUGGAGCCCAAGUCUUUAAGCUCUAUGACAACGGAGGAGACCUCGUCGCAAGGCAGCAUUGAGCAAACGCACAAUGCUAAUAUGGACGAGCAUAGAGCUAGUCUAACGGGUAUGCUGACACAGGGAAUAAAGCGACAAGCCAGCAAUCUGGACAUACCAGGCAUAGUCUCCUCACUUUCAGGAAACAGCUCACAGGUUAAUUCAAAAAGUCUACCGCCGAGUCCGCAGCAUACGCCUUCGCGAAAGUCGUCGAUAACAGAAGAAACCUCGCAACAUCACCAUUCAAAUCCAAAUCCCUUCGCGAUGAUCACGCCCCAUUUAGAGGCUCUUCCCCCGGAGUUUACAGCAUUAACUUUGGACCAAGUUGUUCUCAUCACUGAUCCAAUCAUUAGACAUUCCCGAAACGAGGAUCUGAUGAACCUGGCUAAGAGUUACAGUAAGCUUCUUUAUGCGGAAGUCCCCCCCAACGAGCGAGUGACGAAAAUAAAUGAGCUGCUAACAAAACUGAAGGGUGCAUUAGAUGCGGAAUCGAAGGGAAACACGAUGCUAAAUUAUGCUGAAAAGGCGACCACACUCCGAAUGGAAUCAGAGUCGCCAUGGAAAUCAAUGGCCUGCACAAAAACUAGGUCCGAGGAACGAGUUCAAGCCUUGAGUAUUAUCAUGUUGUAUUUAUGCACAGGGCUACAACAUGCACAGGGCUCCGCAAUGCAAUAGAGAGUUUUUAAAUAUAAAGUUUGUUACGUAUUUGACUGUAAAUGUGUUAGUGAAUCUAUGGGCAUUUUUGAUUUGAGUACUAUGAAUUUGUAUG
Messenger RNA from Drosophila montana, 3371 nucleotides. RefSeq names its product PDZ domain containing 8 (gene Pdzd8). The record is from RefSeq and is a predicted model, not a curated record. Bases 164 to 3277 code for a protein of 1037 amino acids. Gene Ontology annotation, molecular function: protein binding; lipid binding. Gene Ontology annotation, cellular component: mitochondria-associated endoplasmic reticulum membrane contact site. The transcript has 9 exons. Gene Ontology annotation, biological process: mitochondrial calcium ion homeostasis. NCBI's taxonomy places the organism in Eukaryota, Metazoa, Arthropoda, Insecta, Diptera, Drosophilidae.